GAAAUUAAAACAAAAGAGGUUCUGCCUUUUUCUUUAUGCACAAACUCCCAAUUGCAUCACAUACACAUUGAGAUAUAUUCUGCUUCUUCUCUGUGCUGAAACAUUCCUAUUUUUAUCACACUUAAUUAUGGCUUAUGCUGCUAUUACUUCUCUUAUGAACACCAUACAACAAUCAAUGCAACUUACUGGACGUAAUUUGCAAUCGUUCUAUGAGAAGCUUCAAUCCUUGAGAUCUAUUAUGGAGAAACCCUGUAAUAUAACAACAGAGGAUAUUGAAGCACUGACAAGCUUGGAAGCUGAAAUCGUAGAGGUAGCAUUCAGCGCAGAAGUUAAGGUUGACUCGAGAUCAAUAAAAGUUCUUUAUUCAAAAACAACAACUUUACGGAGCAACGCUUUAUGGAAACUCUGUUGUUGCUUGGAAAAAGCGGUAGAACGCAUUGAUUCCAUCAUGAAGCAGUGGAUGGCGAUACGGGACUGGUACACUAACAUCAAAGGUUUGAAAGCACAAAAGUUUUCUCUAGCCAGUAUACCUGAACGUGCUGUAGAGCCCGAGAAUAUUAUGGUUGGCCAUGAAAGUGAGUUCGAGAUGAUGCAGGAUCGACUUGCAAGAGGAUCAAGUGAACUAGAAGUUGUCUCCAUUACAGGGAUGGGUGGCAUCGGUAAGACAACUUUAGCUAACAAGCUUUACUCUGAUCCAUUCAUUAUGUCUCGCUUUGAUAUUCGUGCAAAAGUUACUAUUUCACAAGAGUAUUGCAAGAGAAAUGUACUACUAGGACUUCUUUCUCCUAUAAGUGGAAGGACUAAUGAAUAUUUCGAGCAAGAUGAUGGCCAACUAGCAGACCAACUGCAAAAGCUUCUAAAAGGCAGGAGAUACUUUAUCCUCAUUGAUGACAUAUGGACUUCAGAAGCUUGGGAUGAUAUAAAGUUAUGUUUCCCGGAAUACACCAAUGGAAGCCGAAUACUCUUAACCACUCGGAAUGUGGAAGUAGCUAAAUAUGCUAGCUCAGGUAAUCCUCCUUGUCAGAUGCGCCUUUUAGAUUUUAAUGAAAGUUGGGAUUUACUGCACAAAAAGGUCUUUGAGAAAGAUUGUUUCUCUCUUGAAUUUGAAAAAAUUGGAAAAGAAAUUGCAUCAAAAUGCGGAGGAUUACCUCUAGCAAUUACUGUGAUUGCUGGACUUCUCUCCAAAAUUGGUAAAGCAUUGGAUGAGUGGCAAAGUGUUGCCGAGAAAGUAAGUUCAAUGGUAAGCACUGAUGUUGACGUCCAAUGCAUGAGAGUGCUUGCUUUGAGUUACCAUCACUUGCUACAUCACCUAAAAGCAUGUUUUCUGUAUUUUGCAAUCUUCCCGGAGGAUGCUGAGAUUUAUGUCGAUGAACUCUUGGAUUUAUGGGCAGCGGAGGGAUUUUUGAAGUUAGAGGAGAUGAAAAGCAUAGAAGAAGUGGCAGAAAAAUGUCUAAAGGAUCUAAUAGAUAGAAGUUUAAUUUCCAUCCACUAUGUGACAGGUGAUGGACGUGUCAAGUUUUGUAGAAUACAUGAUGUGAUCCGUGAACUCUGCUUGAAGGAAGCUCGAAACAUGAAUAUUGUGACUUUUAUUGGAGAAAAGAAUGAUGAAAAUCCAUGUGCACUAUCCAUGCAUUUUUCUUCAAAUAGUCGAGGUCGGACCAGUACCCAAUUGAACUACCGUAUUAUUGUGAAUAAAUUGGCUAGAUGUCCUAAUAAUGAGGCUCGUUCCAUUUUCUUUUUCAAUAGUAUGUCAGGGUUCAUGUCAGAGUUGUUGCCUUUCAAGCUAGUAAGAGUACUAGAUCUUGCUUUAAUGAACUUUAUUGUUUUUCCCAGUGGGAUACUUGAUCUAAUUCACUUGAGAUACCUAGCUUUGCGUCUUUCUCCUACCGUGCAUUACUAUCUAGGAAAAGAGACUCCCUCAUCAAUAGAUAUUCCUUCUUCCAUAUCUAGACUAUGUUAUUUGGAAACUUUUUUUCUUGGUCAGCCACAUGACGAGGCCCCACGACAUCCUCUAAUAGUACCAUCCGAAAUUUUGACUAUGCCACAACUGAGGCACCUCCGUUUGGGCUGGAAUUACUUACAUUAUCAUGAGCUUACAGAGAACAGCUUGGUUCUGAAAAAUUUGAAACGUCUCUCACAUUGGAAUCCUUGGUAUUGUACUGGAUCUUUCUUCAGACUAUUUCCCAAUUUAAAGAAGUUGCAAAUAUGGGGUGUUGAAGAAGACUUUCGUAGUCGCAAGGACCUCUAUGAUUUUCGCUGCUUAGAUCAACUCGAGGAAUUGGAAUUUUAUAUGUCUCAUCUAAAUUAUCAUUCCUGCUUUCUAGAAAGCAUUACACCUUCAGGUGCUACUCCACAAGAUCCUCUGAGGUUUCUGAAAAUACCAGGUCCAACUCCUACACAUGCUGUUCCACCUGCUCCAGAUGCUGUUCCACCUUUGCUCCUACCUCCUCCGGAUGCUUUUCCACAAAAUCUGAAGACAUUAACUCUUUAUAAGACUUGUUUGUGGUGGAAGGACUUGAGCAUUGUUGGUAAAUUACCCAAACUCGAGGUACUUAAAUUAAUAGGUGAUGCCUGUAAAGACAAAGAGUGGGAAGUAGCGGACCACGGUUUUCCUCGGUUGAAGUUCUUGUACCUUGAAGAAGUGGAUUUUCAGUACUGGAGAGCUAGUUGUCAUCACUUUCCCUGCCUUGAACGAUUAGUUAUUGGAGGUUGUUAUUCAUUGGAUUCAAUCCCUCGAGAUUUUGCAGAUAUAACCACACUCGCUCAUAUUGUUGUAUGGAGUUGUGCAGAAUCUGUUGGGAAUUCUGCCAAGCAAAUUCAACAGGACAUGCUAGACAACUAUGGUAGUUCCUCCCUUGUGGUCAAUAUAGGGUCCGUGUUCAAGCCUAACGAGCAAGAGGAAGAGGAAGACGAUGAAGAAGAAGAAACAUAUUGAUCAGAUUGAGGAAUUGAAAUAUCAAAUGAAAAUGUCAUUGGUACAGUUGCUUUGAUCUUUCCCUAUUAUGCAAUCAUUUUUUGUUUAAAUGAAAAAUACUUUUUGUAAUCCAAACUACACAUUUCAUAAGUAAGUGUUAAGUUUUUUUAAAAAAAAUUGUUUCCUCUAAAUUAUUACAACAGUAAAAAUCUGCUACAACAUGUAACUCUUUAUAGCAAGCUGAAUACAGUAACCUUGAUAAUAGAACAAUAACCUUCUUUAAUAAGUUAAAUUGCAUUAAUAUUGUAAAAAUUCUUUAUGCCGUCAUUGUAUCUAUUCAAAUCCGUCCAAUAAUGUGUAGGUUCAUUUACCUACAUGCUCUUUCUUGCAAUAAUUUUCUUUCGUUCCUUAAUUUAGGGAAUUCUAUUUUUUUUUAAAUUUUCUGCAAAAAUAGGUGAUGACCUUAAGGUGCUCCACUGAUUAGCCAAUUCUAUGAAAGAAAUGUCAAUUCAUAACUUAAUUGUAUAUGAUUUUGAGUAUAGCCUUCUGUUAAUGUUUUUUUAAAUGCUCCAAAUUUUAUGUACAUAUUUAUAAGAUAAAUAGCGUUUUUUGCCUCAGCGCAGACAAAGUUAGAUCAUCUAGUCGUCCAAUAGAACUAUACAUGGCACUCCAGAACAUCCAUACUUUGCAUCAACAUAUCAUUAUAAAAAUAAAAUAAUAAAUAAAAAACUAAUUUCCCAAAAAUUAAAACAUAUUUUUAAAACGUCUAGUCUAGAAUACGAUAACUAUUUCAAAUUAUACAAAAAAGAAUGAGUAUAAUAUAAUCGAUUGUACAUUUGUACUACAUAGCUAUAAAAAGUCGAUAUUCUGUAUAUCACUUCUCUAAUCAAACUGAAAAUACAUUAACUAAGAGCAAGUGUGAUUAUAUCUACAAAAUCUUGGGGAAUUGAAUUCAAAUACCAGCAACCUUUGAGAAAUAGUUGACUCUUUCAAUUACUCACUCUCUUAACUAUUUUCUCCCUAACAAAUUUUAGCCAUUUUAUUGUGACGGUGGUGUCUGGAUCAACAAGUGCCACCUUGAGUAUUUUAUUGGAUCCUCCAAACACUCUUGUAUUUUAUUCUUUGAUCUCUUAUAUGUAAAAAAAUAAAAAUCUCUUAAAAGAUUUGACAUAAAUAAAACUAAAAAUAAUGUGAUAGAGUACAAAAUCAAUUGACUCACGCCAGUAACACAGGAUUACCCAUUUUUCCUCUAAGCUUCGUCAAAUAUUCACCAGACAACUACAAGCAGUAGCAGAGCUAUGUAUGGUUAAUGGAUUCAAGUGAGUUGGAAAAUUAUAUUGCUUUAGUGUAUUCUUAACAAUGCCCUUUAUAUUAAGAAAACUUUUAGUGUAUUGUUUCUCUAAUCCCCUUAUUCGAAUUUCUGAUUUCGCCACUACCUGCAACCUAGGAAUCAUUCACCAUAAUCAUCAUAUCAUAUCAUAUUUUAUACUAAAAGUGGGAAGCCCCCAAGUUAAAAGUUAAAUUACUAAAAUAUCCACAAAAAAUUAUUGGACUUUAAUACCCUUAGUAAAUAAAUAAUAAUUUCUUUUUAUACUCUUUAGUAGUAUAACUAUUCUUCCAAUAUAAACAUAAAUGUAUAAAAAGGUAAACAGACUCAUAAUAAAUAGCCUAAAUCAUGAUAAGGGCGUUUUGUCUCUUCAAUUUCUUGUCCUUAUUCUGCUCUUGAGAAUCAUCACCUAUUUGAAACUACUACAAUAAACAGAUCGAGCACUCCCAUAAUGAAUAUUAAUUGCUUGAUAAUAUUGCUAUGUCUUUUCCACUGCUCUUAAUGCUCCUUUGGAAUUCCAAACUAGAUUCAUUGAAAUGUUUGCUUUAUGGGAAUGUUCCAGAUGGAAUAGUAACAAUUAUGUUUGAUGCACAUUGUUAUAUAAAAAGACAAAACCCACUAAACCAUUAAAGGCAGAUCGAGCUACAACACAAAAAGGGAGGUUGACAUAUGCCAGAGUUCUGGUUGAGGUUAAGCCUUAUCACAAAUAUCCAGAUACAAUAAUGUUUGAGGAUGAGAAGGGCAGAAUAGUGGAGCGGGAGGUUUUCUAUGAAUGGAAACCUACUCUAUGUGGAAAGUGCAAGAACUUUGGGCAUGAAAUGAAUGAAUGCAGGAGGUUUAUCAAAGAAGAGAAAGAGAAGAAAACAAACAAGUAGGAACUACAAGAGCCAAAUACAGUACAGGAGAAGACUCAAGUGGAAAAGAAGGCUGUCAAUGUGAAGAAGAAAGGGGAACAAGAACAAAUAUAGCAAGAGAGUGGGCCAAUAAGCAAAGGUAAUAAGGGGACUGAGGUAGUACCCAUUGCAAAUGAAGUGGCAACUACAUCCAGAAAGUAGAAGACUGUAGUAAGAGGGAAAGCAGGGGAAAGAAAGCAACAUGAAGGUAUAAGAACUGGGAAUUCUUUUGCAACAUUAGGGGACCAUCAACAGGAGAAAAUAGAAGAGGAAAAUGGGAAGGUGAUGGAGAACAAGACAAAAAAGGGGAAAGGGAGUGAGAUGGCCCUUGGAAAUGGGCAGGAUUGGGGCAACCCCUCAUCCAAUGGAUAGAAUAGGUUUCUGAAACACCAAGGGAUUGAAUAAGCUACAUAAACAGAAUGAAAUGAAUUUGUUUAUGAACAAUCAAAAAGUUAGUCUAUUUGGUCUUCUGAAAACUAAGAUUAAGAGAGUUAAAGCACAACAAGCUGCUCUUAAUCUAUGUAGGGGGUGGUCUUUUACUAUAAACUUAGUAAAACAUCCAGCAGGAAGGAUUUGGAUUGUAUGGAAACCAGGAGUAUAUGAUGUCAAUAUAACAAAUAUAACUGAACAACUUAUUCACUAUAUGGUCGAUCAUAGAGGGACAGGGAACAAAUUCAAUGUUACAGUAGUGUAUGGGUUUAACAACCAAAGUAUGAGAAGGCAACUGUGGGAGGAUAUUAAAAGUAUACACCUACAGAACAGAGGGCCUUGGGCAAUAAUGGGGGACUUCAACUGCAUUUUGAGCACUGAAGAAAGAAUGGGAAUCAGGGUUACUAUAGCAGAAAUCAAAGAUUUUAAAAAAUGCAUGGAGGAAUGCUCUAUGCAAGAUAUGAGAUCUUCAAGAGCCUUUUAUACUUGGAGCAACCAACAACCAGGUGGAGCAGAGUAAUGAGCAGAAUAGGUAGAGUCCUCAUCAAUUUUGAAUGGAUGACAAAGUUGCCAGCAUCAGAAGUCCAUUACAUGCAACCAGGGCUCUUUGAUCGCUCCCCAAGCAUAAUAAACUGGGAGAGAGGGGGGCAGUAGAUAAAAAGGAGUUUCAAAUACUUCAAUAUAUGGAGCAUGGCAUGUGAUUUUAAAGAAAGAAUAAAAGAGAACUGGAAAACAGAUAGAAGGGGCACACAGAUAUACCAACUGGUGGGAAAACUACACAGAAUCAAGGGAACUUUGAAGAAGAUUAACAAGGAGAGAUUCAGUAACAUUGAAAAAAGAGCAGAGGAAGCAAUAAAUAGUCUGUAGCUAUGUCAAAGUAAGGUAUAGCAGGGCCCCCGGAAUGAAGCUUUGAUCAAUGAGGAAGUAAGAUUAAAUGAGGUAUGUAGUAGGUGGGAAAAGGCAAGGAACAUGUUCUUACAAUAAAAGGCUAAGACACAAUGGCUCAAUCAGGGUGACCAGAAUACUAAAUACUUCCAUGGCCUACUGAAAGCUAGGAGGAACUGCAACAAAAUUUUCCACAUCAAAAACAUGAAAGGGGAUGACAUUGAUGAUCCAGCAAAGAUUCCAGAUGCAUUCAUAAAAAUCUACACAGAAAUGAUGGGAAAGAGAAUGGUGGAAAGAGAUCAUGUAAAUAGCUAGAUCAUAAGACAAGGACCAAUAGUGCAAAGGAGCAAAGGAAUGAACUAGAAGCAGACUUCAUAGACACAGAGGUGAAUGAGGCUCUAUGGGCAAUUGCUGGGGAUAAAGCACCAGGUCCGGAUGGAUUUGGAAGCCAAUUCUAUAAGGACUGCUGAGAUGUUGUGGGUACAGAUGUAAAGAAGGGAGUACUGGAGUUCUUUAGAGAAGGCAAGAUGCUCAAAAUUGUCAAUAACACUGUGAUAACCCUUAUCCCCAAGGGCUUUCAUGCUGAGGCAGUUGGUGAUUAUAGACCUAUUGCCUGCUACAACACAAUUUAUAAAGUGAUUUCGAAGAUGCUUUGUAAUAGGCUCAAAAAGGUAUUACCAGGGGUAAUAUCUCCUAAUCAAAGUGCUUUUGUGGAAGGCAGGAACAUAGUGCAUAAUAUUCUGAUUUGCCAAGAUGAGGCUGUACAAGAGGAAGAAUACAACUAAAAGUUGUCUAAUCAAAGAAGACCUAAGGAAGACAUAUGAUACUGUGGAGUGGGGGUUUGUGGAAGAAAUAUUGCAUUCUCUUAACUUUCCUCAAAAGUUCAUAAAAUGGGUGAUGGCUUGCAUCACAUCUACCCAGUAUACAAUAGCAGUGAAUGAUGGACUAUAUGGGAACAUUAUGGGCAAACGAGGACUAAGGCAAGGGGACCCAAUAUCACCCCUACUAUUUGUCAUUUGCAUGGAAUAUCUCUCAAGAAUAAUGAAAUGGAUUUCUGAACAAAAAGGGUUCCAAUUUCAUACUAAAUGUAGAGGGCUCAAGCUAAACCACUUAUGUUUUGCAGAUGAUGUAUUAUUCUUCUGCAAAGGGGAAUGGCAAUCAGUGGAAAUGAUCCUAAGGGGGCUGGAAAUAUUCUUAAGAGCAUCAGGUUUACAUACCAGUGCAGCUAAGUCAAACAUUUACAGUGCAAAAAUGGAGGAACAAUGCAUUCAGGACAUAUAUGAGCUCAGAUGAUACCAAAGAGGAGCUUUACCAUUUAGGUACUUGGGAGUACCAAUAUCUGCUAAGAAGCUCUCAACAACAGAUUGUGAAAUGCUAGUAGAGAAGAUGGCUACCAAGUUCGAACUUGGAGUUCAAGGAAUAUUUCAUAUACUGGAAGGGUGAUGUUAGUGAACUCAGUAUUGAUGCACAUAUACUCAUAUUGGGCCUCAAUCUUUAUAAUCCCCAAAAAGGUCUUAAAAAGUAUAAUAGGUAUUUGCAGAAGCUUCCUAUGGGAUGGAAAAGGAAACUCAACCAAAAUGACGCUGGUAGCAUGUGACACAGUGUAUAAGCCUAAACAAUAAGGUGGAUUGGGGAUAAAGGAUUGUACAACAUGGAAUGAAGCAGCAAUGGUGAAAUAUGUUUGGAAUAUAGCAAACAAAGAGGAUAACCCUGGGGUGAAAUGGGUUAAUCAUGUAUAUAUAAAAGAUCAGGAUUGAUGGCAGUAUGAACGACCAAUUGACAGUUGCUGGUAUUGGAAGAAAAUCUGUGCAAGCAGAGAUAAAUUUGCAGCUGAUUUUGUGAAUAAUGGAUGGCUAAAACAGGGAGGAAAGUACACUGUAAAGAGUGGAUACCAUUGGUAGAAAGGAGAGGAAGAGGAAAAAUCAUGGUAUCAAGGGGUAUGGGGUCGGAUGAAUGUACCAAAACAUAGCUUUACUAGCUGGCUUGCCAUGCAUAGGAAGCUAUUGACUAAGGAUCGAUUGCUAAAGUUGAAGAUAAGUCAAGAUAGUGAUUGUAUGAUAUGUGGAAGCCAAAGGGAAACAGUGGAGCACCUAUUAUUUGAGUGCAAACUUUCAGAGGAGUGCCUAAAAAGACUGUUGAUAUGGAUGCAGAAAGGAAUAAUAAAAUAUGACCUAAAGGGUAUAUGGAGAAGAAUACCUCGGGGAAUACAGGGGAAGAAAUGUAGAGAGUUUGCCACAGCAGUGAUUGCAUCACUAAUAUACAAGAUAUGGUGGGCUAGGAAUGAAGUGUUAUGGAAUCAAUGGGUACCUACACCAAGAAGUAUAUGUGCACAAAUACAGCAAGAAUGUAAGGCUAGAAUAGUACCUAUGUUAAACAAAAAAUGUAGUAGAAAGGAGAGAGAUUGGAUAGAUCAAUUGUAUAGGAAAUGUUGAAAAUACAGGGAAGGGAAGUAUAGGAAAGAUAUAGAAAGAUAGAGGAGGAUACGGGAGAAUGAGGGGAAUAUUGUAAAGAGUUGUUUAUUUGUGAAUAAAAUCUUUCUGUUUCACAAAAAAAAACCCACUAAACCUGAAAU
Molecule: messenger RNA, 9020 nt
Organism: Nicotiana tabacum (common tobacco)
Lineage: Eukaryota; Viridiplantae; Streptophyta; Magnoliopsida; Solanales; Solanaceae
Source: RefSeq, a predicted model, not a curated record